AGAUCUUAACGUAUUAAGAUCUGUAUUUAUCAAUUGUCACUUGACACAUGUUUAGUUACUUGCACGUGGAGCGAAUUUAAACCAAAUAAAUAUUUGUUAAAUUUUAAUUCUAUUAAAAUUAUCGUGAAAAAAUAACCAAAAUGAAACCUUUAGAUUCAUCAGACUCUGAAGAGGAUUUAAAUCCCGAGACUCAUAAGAAGUCCCUAGAAAAAUUAAAAAAUAUUGAUCCUGAUUUCUAUAAUUUUCUCGAAGAAAAUGAUGAAAACUUGUUGAAUUUUGAUUUGGACUCGGAGGACGAUGUCUCGGACAAGAAUGACGACGAGGAGUCGGUGCAUGUGCCAGGGCCGCUGACUGGUGACAGCGAUGAGAGCGAUUUUGAGGAAGAAGAUUCAAAACCAACAAAGGGUAAAAUUACUCUUAAAUUAGUCAAGCAGUGGCAAGCUGAACUUCAAAGUGAUGGCAAAAUAAAACACACAACUUUGACAACUGUUAUUAAAGCUUUUAAUGCAGCCAUGUUGAGAGCUACCAGUGAAGAUGGUACAUCACAAGGAGAAUUUAAAGUUGAAGGUUCUUCGAUUUUUAAUGCUGUUAUUCAAAUGUGUGUACUUUAUUUACCUACUGCUUUAAAAAAAUAUUUAGGCAUUGAGCAAUCUGGUAAAGAUCCAAGAAACUGUAAGCAUUUUAUAAAAAUUAAAGGCCCUUUGGUGGCUUAUUUAAAUGACUUAUUGAAACUUCUCGGUGGAGUUACUUCUGAAAAUAUCUUGACUGUACUGCUAAAACAUUUACAUCAAAUGUGCAUUUAUGUCGCAUGUUUUGGGAGAAUAUCAAAGCAAUCCUUAAAAAAAUUAAUAAUUUUUUGGAGUACCGGUGAAGAAACAGUAAGAGUGUUGGCUUUCCUUUGCAUUUUGAGGAUUACAAGAAAUCAACAAGCUGCUUUACUUGACCGUGUCCUUAAAGCAAUGUAUAUGACUUAUGUGAAAAAUUGCAAAUUUGUCAGCCCAUCCACAUGGCCUGGAAUUAAUUUUAUGAGGAGGUCCUUAGUAGAAAUGUUUACUUUGGAUUUAAACGUUUCAUAUCAACAUGUUUUCCUUUAUAUCAGGCAACUUGCAAUACAUUUAAGAAAUGCUAUUGUUGUUCAAAAAGUGGAAAAUCGCCAAGCAGUGUAUAAUUGGCAAUUUAUUAACUCAUUACACUUAUGGGCAGAUCUGUUAGGAGCAACAUCAAAUAAACUGCAGUUGCAACCAUUGAUCUACCCCCUUGUGAUGAUUAUAACAAAUACAAUUAAAUUGGUACCAACACAUCAAUAUUACCCUCUAAGAUUUCACUGUAUUGAUAUUUUAAUGAAUUUGUCAAAAGAUACCAAUACAUUCAUUCCAAUAUUACCAUUUAUUGUAGAGGUGCUGACUUCAUAUGACUUCAAUAAAAAACACAAGAAAGUCUCUAUGAAACCUAUUGACUUCUCCUGCAUACUUAGACUUGCCAAGUCACAAUUAACUGAAAAUGGAUUCAAGGAUGCUACCAUAGAGAGAUUGUAUGCUUUACUAUUGGAGUACACAGCAAAUGAAUCACAUAAUAUUGCCUUCCCUGAUAUCAGCCUUCUAGCCAUUAUGCAGUUAAAACAAUUCCUCAAAACCUGUACAGUUGCUAAUUAUACAAAAAAGCUAAGACAGUUGCUUGAAAAAAUAGAAGAAAAUGCAAAAUUUAUUGAUUCUGAAAGAUCUAAAAUCAGUUUUUCAUUGAAAGAUGACAAAAUGAUUAAAGCAUGGGAAUCUAGUAUAAAAACUAAAGGUACACCUUUGUCCAUAUUCUUUGACAAUUGGAAUAAGGUAAAUAGAAUACAAAAACGUAAGAAGAUUACUAAAAAUGAUGAGAUAGCUGGAGAACUGCCAAUGAUAAAAAGACCGAAAAUUAACGAACAAAAAAUAACAAAAGCAGAAAAUAAAGGACCGUUGGUACUAUUCCCUUCAGAUAGUGAGGAUGAUAAAACUCAGUUUGGAGAAGAAGAAGAAACGAGCAGUCCUAUAAAAGUAAAGAAAAUUAAAAAGAAAAGGCAAACUAAAAAAGUAAAAAGUAAUAAUAAAAAGAAAACAGAUGAUCACGAAAUGAAUAUCCCUGAUAAGGGAGAUAUUGUACAGGAUUUGAGUGUUAGUGAUUGGUAAAAAAAUAUAAUGAUAUUAAACAGAUAA
This is a messenger RNA of Galleria mellonella (greater wax moth), 2186 nucleotides long. It is a transcript of the gene Noc2, whose product is annotated as nucleolar complex protein 2 homolog. The coding region runs from base 141 to 2159 and encodes 672 amino acids. Gene Ontology annotation, cellular component: nucleoplasm; nucleolus; Noc1p-Noc2p complex. Gene Ontology annotation, molecular function: transcription corepressor activity; histone binding. Gene Ontology annotation, biological process: negative regulation of transcription by RNA polymerase II; ribosomal large subunit biogenesis. The record is from RefSeq and is a predicted model, not a curated record. The transcript has 6 exons. Lineage: Eukaryota; Metazoa; Arthropoda; Insecta; Lepidoptera; Pyralidae.